UUCGGUAUUCACAAAAUUUAAUGGUAAUGACAACUCUUAUAUUAGGAAUUGGAGUUGGUUUAUUUGUCAUUCUAACCUUGUGGUUAUCAGCUGCAUUGAUAUUCGCUGUAUCGUUUAGAAUUGACAAAAAAAUUGGUGCUAUUGCUAUUAUUGUUGCUGUAAUAAUUACAAUUGUUCUUGUGAGUGUGCCGAGAAGUUCAGAAUAUCCUUCUUCUUUUCAAGAAAAGCCGUAUGAUCAACUUUUUGUCUGGAGAGUUAUUCUUCUUACUGUGCUAGUUGGUUCUUCAUUAAUUGCAUUAUUUGGGUACGUCAAGUAUGAGUUAAUGGACUUUAAGAAACCUCAAAGAAUUAAUACAGAAUUUGUAUCUAAAGUUAUGAAUAGUAAAGUGCCAGUAAUUGUUAACUUUCAUGCCGAAUGGUGCGAUCCUUGUAAAAUAUUAACGCCAAAAUUAGAAAAACUAAUCGGUCCGAUGGAAAAUCUUAAUCUUGCAAUAGUAGAUGUAGAAAGAAAUCCCGAAUUGGUUCAUACAUUCGAAGUUAAAGCUGUACCAGCUGUAAUAGCUGUGUCAAACGGGCUUGUUAUUGAUAAAUUUAUUGGACUAGUGGAUGCCAAUAUGAUAGAUAAUUUAAUUAAAAAAUUAACAGAAUCAACCUCCAAUACGCAUAAUUAUCCAAAAAUU
Messenger RNA from Cotesia congregata, 680 nucleotides. NCBI's taxonomy places the organism in Eukaryota, Metazoa, Arthropoda, Insecta, Hymenoptera, Braconidae. The record is from the annotation of a GenBank genome assembly.